UCGGUAGGGACGACACUCCUUUGGAUCGGAGAAAAACUGAAACCCAAAAUAGUCCCGAAUCCAGCAGCAGCGAGCAAGCGCCCGGCCAACAGCAUCCAUUCGUUCUCACCUCGCCGCAGCAUCACACGAUGCCGCCGCGCGCGCCGCCUUUCCGUCUCCUCUUCCACCUCCCCCGUCUUCUCCUCCUCUUCGUCCCGGCCCUCGCCGUCGCCGACGUCCCCGACCGCUACGCCGCGCCGCGCGCCGGCGCCGGGCUCAGUAAUGCGCCCGCGCAGGAGUACCUCGACCCAACCUACCCGCUCCCGCGGCCCCCGCCGGCGGCGCCGUCCUGCGUCGUGCCGGUACUCUCCUACUCCUUCGCGGACACAUACGGCGCCCCACCCGCCAAGGCCGCGUACGCGCCGCCCGCUGGGUGCCCCGCGCCCUGGUCCCUCGUCGUGCUCUGCUUCUCCGCCGCCAUCGCCGGGGACCAGUACGACCGCGUUGCCGCCGUCUGGCUCGACGGCGCCGAGAUCCUCCGCACCACCACCGCCGAGCCCGCCACCGACGGCGUCCGCUGGACCGUCCGCAAGGACGUGACCCGCUACUCCGCGCUGCUCCGGUCGCCGCCCGACGGCGUGCUCUCCGUCAUGCUCGAGAACGUCGUCAACGACCAGUACACCGGCGUGUAUAACGUCAGCGUCUCCCUCGAGUUCCACGGCACCCCGGCGUACCUCUCCGAAGCGCGACCCGCCUCCUCCUCUGCCGGCGCCGCCGAUCCCGAUUCGGCGACUCCGACGCUGCCAGAGUCGUACUUCCAGCCGGCUGACCUGAUUCUGCCGAUCUCGGAGACCACCGGCGAGAGCAGCGGUUUCUGGUUCCGGAUCCAGAACUCGUCUGACUCACGCUCCAAGCUCGUGAGCAUUCCGUCGAGCACCUACCGUGCGGUCCUGGAGGUCUUCGUGUCCCCGCAUUCCAACGACGAGUUCUGGUACUCCAACCCGCCGGACCUCUACAUCCGGGAGAACAACCUGACCACGCGGCGGGGCAACGCCGCGUACCGCGAGAUCGUCGUGAGUGUGGACCGCCACUUCGCCGGCUCGUUCGUCCCGUUCCCCGUCAUCUACACAGGCGGCAUCAACCCGCUGUUCUGGCAGCCCGUGGCCGCGCUGGGCGCGUUCGAUCUCCCGACCUACGACGUCGAGCUGACCCCGUUCCUGGGCCUCCUGGUCGACGGCAAGCCCCACGAGAUCAGCCUCAGCGUGGUGGACGGCAUCGCCGAGUGGCUUGUCGACGCCAACCUGCACCUGUGGCUGGACCCCACCUCGUCGAACGUGUCCGCCACGCUCGGCCGGUACAGGACGCCGCGACUGUCCAUCUCCCGCCUGUACUCGACGCGGCUGCUGGACGGCAGCUUCAAGAUCCGUGCCAAGAGGAAGUCCCGCUUCAGCGGGUGGGUGAAGUCGUCGUUCGGCAACUUCACGACGGAGGUGGAGACGGAGCUGGAGGCGACCAGCCUGGUGGAGUUCACCAACCAGGGCAAGAGCAAGACCGUGCGGCUGAAGGCGGAGCAGGAGACCGAGGUCGUCGUCAGGUCGGAGAGGAGGAAGGUGGUCGGCAAGGUGGAGACCGAGGCCAAGUAUCCGCUGUGGCUGGAGACGGUGACCGAGGACGGCGAGAACGGCACGUACGUGAUGAGGGCAAACCUGUCCCACGCGCUCAACCUGGAGACGGAGGCCGAGGCGGAGGGUCUGUUCGAGCGCGAGGCGCGGCUGGCCGACGAGCAGGCCGCCGUGGGUUGGAUGCUCGUCAGGGACCACGACGUGCUCAACGGGUCCGCGGCGACGACACAGGCGUACCGGUACAGCGACGGCGCGGGGCGGUACGAGCGCGCGAUCGACACGCGGGACGGCGCGGUGCUGAGCGACAACGUGACCGAGAGCUACCGUGUCUUGAAUGGCGCCUUGGACGCUCACGCUGCCGCGGACGGAGGUGCCGUGGAAUCCUGACGGCGAAGUGCUCGGACAUUGCUGCGAUGUAGAGGUUCUGGGAGCUGAGAGUUGAAUCGUGCAGAUUCCUUACAAAGGUGAAAGUUGGUCGCUUGCUUCCGAGGUGAAUCGAGAUUUUCCAGGAAUUUUGUAUUGUCUCCAGUGCAUUGCAUUCUCCCGCAUAUAGCAGUGCCUUUUUAGGUGCUACUUAUUGUAUGCAUCCCUAGCGCUUAUUGUUGUUGUAUAAUGGUGCUCAUAUUGUUUGUUUGUCUAAAUAAAACAUGGGGAUGAUUCUGAAGAAAUAAAUAAAAUCGGAGAUCACCG
Phragmites australis (common reed) is the source of this 2291-nucleotide messenger RNA. RefSeq names its product peptide-N4-(N-acetyl-beta-glucosaminyl)asparagine amidase A. Gene Ontology annotation, cellular component: vacuole. The transcript has a single exon. NCBI's taxonomy places the organism in Eukaryota, Viridiplantae, Streptophyta, Magnoliopsida, Poales, Poaceae. The record is from RefSeq and is a predicted model, not a curated record. The coding region runs from base 129 to 1988 and encodes 619 amino acids.